AAAAGAGAGAAAGAGAAAUUCUCCAAGUCACAGCGAUUCCAAAAUUUGUUACUUUACGAUUUUAGUCGUUGGCUAUUCUUCAUUCUAUUUCUAUCUCGUGUGAUUAAAUUUUGACCGUUAAGAAAGAUGGCUGCUUCGUCACCGUCUCUGACUAACAAUGGUCUCUCCGCUGCCGUCACGCCUCCCGCGAAUCUCCGUGGUCGUAACAAACCCAAGUGUAUCCAAUGCGGCAACACGGCUCGCUCCAGAUGCCCCUUUGAAUCUUGUAAGGGUUGCUGCUCAAGAGCAGAGAACCCCUGCCCAAUUCACGUUCUUAAGGGAGUUGCAACUUCUGCUGAGAAAACAGCGCCAAGUACUCCAUCAUCAGAGCACAAAGCUUCCGAGGGCACUCCCGGGAGUACAACUAGAGUUUCAUCAUCAAUCCGCCACAACUUUGCUCAGUUUAAUAACCUAAAUGCUGCUGCUCGCAAGAGAAAGCCUUUGACGAUAAAGGAUGCUCAAGCUUUAAAUGAAUGGCGGUUUACAAAACUGAAAGAGUACAGAGACAGAAACAUCGAAGUGGAGAAUGAAGCUUUUGAUCGAUACAUGAGUAAUGUGAAUUUACUCGAAGAAGUAUUUUCAUUGGCAUCUGUUCCCGAAGAGCAUCCCGGAGCAGCAGCGUCUGAGCAAAACAGUUGGGAAAGAACUGUUUCAGAGCUUAAACUUAGGCUGAGAUCAAACUCCGCUAGAACAGAGAGUUUCAAGAAGCGGAUCACAGAGACUGUCAAAGCUGGUUUUGUCAAGCUCCACAAACGGGGUGGUAAAUCAGAUUGUCAAGAUGAAAUAAAAAGACUGAUCAAAAGACGUAAAUGGGAAGAGAAGACUUCAGCUUUGAAUGAAUUAAUCGACAAACUGAACAAAGCAAGAACCGAAGAGGAUCUCAAAUCUUGCAUAGAGAUGAAAACCAAGCUCUAUGGUCAAGCUUCUUGCAGCUCAGCGUCUGAACAAAACAGGAUUUUCCCUGCUUAUGUCCGAACAGUCGAUGUCAGCGAAGAAGCAUUUCAAGAAACCGGCGAGCAACUCCGAUCUUUUGACCAAAUUAUAACUUUGUGAUUGAGCCAAGAACAUACAUUAAAGAACAUCAUGUCGAUGAACUUGAAAUCUUAGGGAAGAGAUCGUAUCUUUCCUCAAAAACAACAUUUCAAUACCAUAGAUUAUAGAGAAAAUUACUAGAAUAGUGUAGAAAAUUUGGUAUAUAACUAUAAUGAUUUACAUUUUCUAAAAAUUACUAUAAUGUUUU
Eruca vesicaria subsp. sativa (arugula) is the source of this 1279-nucleotide messenger RNA. Lineage: Eukaryota; Viridiplantae; Streptophyta; Magnoliopsida; Brassicales; Brassicaceae. The record is from the annotation of a GenBank genome assembly.